AUGCCGCACCGCCAUCCACAUGUCGUCCGCGAGGAGCUAGAGGUCGCCGGAGUCGAGGAACCACGUGGUACUCCAGGGAUGCUAUGCUGCACGCGCUACUCGCUCCAGCUCCUCCAACCCCAUCCCUCCUUCCCCGGUGGCGCCACCUGCUCUUGCUCAUGCUCAUGCUCCCCGCCUUCUUCCUCCUCCGGCAACCAGCACCAGAGGCUCCAUCCACCAGCUGCCCUAUCCCCAGCUACUUCCCGUUCCACCCCGCCACUCAACCACGCGGCUGACCAUGACGAAGAUGGCGCCUCCGAUGAUGCCCUCCUGGCGCUCCUCCACGCCCAUGACACCGAUGCCGCCUACAGCCUCUUCUCCUCGAAGCCUUCUGCCCUCCCUUCCUCCCCCACCACGCCCUCUCGCCUCCUCGCGCAGCUCUCCUUCAAUUCCAACGGCCCCGAUACGUUCUCCCACGCCGCCCGCCUCCUCCAGAGCCUCCGCGCCCGCGGCGCCCUCGACCUCCUCGACACCAACUCCCUCUCCCUGGCGGCCGCGGCCGCCGCCCGCUCCCGCGACGCCCGCCUCACCCACUCCCUCCUCCUCUACAUGCUCCGUCAGGGCCUCCUCCCCGACCGACGCGCGUACACCACCGCCGUUGCCCGCCUCACUCCGCCCACCAAGGUGCUCCGCCUCUUCAACGCCAUCCUCCGCCACCUCUGCCGUGCGCCACUAGAGCUCAUCUACCCUCCUCGCCUCCUCGACGCUGUCAGAUUCAACGCAGCGCUGGGCAAUACUUUGCCGACGCCGAGGAUCGCCACCCGAUUCCAAAGAAAUUGCGGACGCAAUGAGCGAAUGGAGCACCACCGCCGAUGGCGCGCUCACCUACAACGUCGUCGAUGUGCGAGCGCACCGACCGAAAGGACCUCGUCGCACCUUGUCGGUGCGGGCGAUGUGGCGCCACAAGACGCCGCGUGCUUGGGCAAGAUGGCCUCGGCCGGAGUUCUAGCCAACCGUGUCACCUACAACGUCCCCGCUCAAGGGGUACCGCCAAAGUACCAGCAGAUCGACAAAGCCGUGGAGCUCUUUGAGGAGAUGGUGACGGACGCCGGCAUCCACUCUUUGUCGUGGUGA
Miscanthus lutarioriparius is the source of this 1113-nucleotide messenger RNA. NCBI's taxonomy places the organism in Eukaryota, Viridiplantae, Streptophyta, Magnoliopsida, Poales, Poaceae. The record is from the annotation of a GenBank genome assembly.